Molecule: messenger RNA, 8126 nt
Organism: Erpetoichthys calabaricus (reedfish)
Lineage: Eukaryota; Metazoa; Chordata; Cladistia; Polypteriformes; Polypteridae
Product: transmembrane protein 245-like
Exons: 18
Coding region: 386-3031 (881 amino acids)
Source: RefSeq, a predicted model, not a curated record
ACAUUUUCAGUUACUUGCGUGCGUGCACAACUCUCUCUGUCCUGUCGUGAAAGCUGUCAGUGACCGCACAGACGCAGUCAUAAUGCUGGCAGCUCACAGAAAAAGACCAAUCGAAUUAAGUUACUUUCACCUUUUCAUAUUUAAAGCAUUGCAAAAUUUCCAAUUCAAACGAGUUCGUUGAUCAUUUCAAGCUAUUGUUUCCCAAGUGUGUUUCCCUUUAAACUUUCAGUCUGCGCCAAUAAAACAAAUUACAUUCUCAAUACUGCACCUCAACUAAACAGCGCUUGUCAACUCCAUUUCCCAGCAUGCCACUCUCUUAUUCCCUGACCCUAAUCCGAAGCCGGGUCGACUCCGCGCGGUAUCCAGGAGACCGCGCUUUGCGAACAUGGCUGCCGUAUAUCCAGCUGACGACGAGUCCGGACCCGGACCGGGGAUGCAGUCACGAGCCUCAGCAUCUCCAAAAUUUGUCCGCACUCCGAGCCUCAGCCUGAGCGAUACGUUGCACCCAGCCGUUUCGGGUAUGGUGAGCCAGCUGUUCACGCAGCCGCCUGUGCCCCUUAAAUUUGACAAGAACAUCAAGCAGGCCUUUUACAAUACGGGGGCAAUGAUCUUUGUGGCGAUUUGUUGUGGGGCAGCUGUGCUGGUGUAUUUCAUCCUGGAGGCUUUCCUGCGACCGCUGCUCUGGGCCGUCCUCUGUGGGACUUUUCUGCACCCCUUCAAGCACACUCUUGCCCGGGCGGGGAGGAGGUGGCUUGCCGGUCUGCGAGACAGCGGAACUCCGAUCGUGCUCGGCACUUUGCUUUUGCCAGUUUGCUUUGUGAACCGUGGCGUGGAAACUCUGGGAGACUUGGUGCUGAGGAGGCUGAAGUUACUGUUUCUUGUAGGGGCCGGCCUGCCGCUUCUCUGCGCCCUGUACUAUUGCGGGAGUGUCAUCGGGGUACAAGUGCUGCUGAGUCGCGUGAGUGACAUCAUCCAUGCUGCGCUGGACUACUUCACGGCCGUAUGGGUCCUGAGUCUAGUUGCUGGCUACAUCCUGGCCGUGUCAUUUAAAUGGACUCAAGGCACCCAAUAUUAUCUUCGGGCCAUUUCUGUGCCAGUUUGGACAGUACUGCUCUUGUAUCUUGCCUCUGUGACUGGAUCUUGGAGAAUCCCCAUCUUCUUUCUGAUUGUGGCUUUAAUGACAGUUGGCGCGUUUCAGGACAAGCAGAGAGCAAAUGGAAAAGGGGGUGAGCUUUCUGGCCAGGUGUUUUCCAUUGCAGCCAACACUAUCAGCAUGGCAAUCUCCUUUACUGGAUUUGGUGGAACAUCUGGGGAACGUCCUGGUUCUCAACCUGCAGGUUCUCCUAAAAAUAGUGCCUCCCAUCCGGAUGUUUCCUGUUCUCCCUCCUCAUCAAGCAGUCGCUCCAGACCAGAGUUUCGCUUUUCCUUGCAAAAGAAGAACACCAGUGACAUCUAUUUUGUGUUACUGGUUUGGGCCAUUGUUAUUUUGCAGAUCUGGCUCAAUCUUUGGCUGUUGCAGCUGCUUCCAGUCCCUGUUGCUGUGUGGUUUCUGAAGAAACUGGUUCUACGCUUUGGACUGCUAAAUUUUGCAGAAAAGACUUUGGUUUCCUGGUGGGAGAUAACAGGAGAGUUUUUAAAAGAGCGACAGGAGGCACUUGUGCCUGGGCCCAUUAAAGGCAUUGGACAUUUCCUCGUAAAAGUCGAUACAAAGCUCUGGCAUUGGCUUAACAAGCAGAUGAUCAUCUGGCUGGAGAGGUCGCUGGACAAACUGAUCAGCAUCUUUAUCAUCUUUCUCUUGGUUAUGGGAACACUGCUGCUGGCGCUGCUGCUCACAGCAAAGGUGCAUGAAGAGAGUGUGCAUAUUAUCCAAGUGACAAGCAACCUCAUCAACGAGACUGUGUCAAACCAUCCAGAGUGGGCAAACUGGCUUCCUGAAGCUCAAGUUGUACAAAAAGCUUUGAAUUCGGCAGCAAACAAUGUGUACCAGUAUGGCAGAGAGUGGAUAACACACAAGUUGCACAAAAUUUUAGGGGAGAAGGUGAAUAACACAGCAGUAAUCGAGAAGCAGGUUCUGGAGCUCUGGGACAGGCUGUAUCAGUCCUGGUUUGUAAAGAAUGUCAACCAUUCUGGGAGGCACCGAGGUCACAAGAUGCACAUUCAGAGGCAGAACAGCUGGCUAGGAGACAUUUUGGACUGGCAGGACAUUGCUUCCUUUGUGCAUGAAAACAUUGAAACGUUUCUUUCUAUUUUAGAGUCGCUGUGGAUCGUCAUGAGCCGAAAUGUCAGUCUCUUGUUCACCACGGCCACAACGCUAUUGACAGUUCUCUUCUACAGUGGAACAGCUUUGCUCAAUUUUGCACUGUCCAUGGUUAUUUUUCUGACCACACUUUUCUACCUGUUGAGUUCCAGUGGAGAAUAUUAUAAACCAGUCAAGUGGGUCAUCAGUCUAACCCCUUUGUCACAACCUGGACCAUCGUCCAACAUUGUGGGCCAAUCAGUUGAGGAAGCUAUAAGAGGUGUUUUUGAUGCAUCAUUGAAGAUGGCUGGAUUUUAUGGGCUGUACACAUGGCUCACCCACACAGUGUUUGGGAUCAAUAUUGUGUUCAUUCCAGCAGCUUUAGCAGCUAUCCUUGGUGCUGUGCCAUUCCUGGGAACCUAUUGGGCUGCACUGCCAGCUGUGUUGGACCUCUGGUUCGUACAAGGAGAAAGUGUCCUGGCACUGCUGCUCCUGGUGUGCCACUUGCUGCCAACCUACUUUGUAGAUACAGCCAUCUAUUCAGACAUCUCAGGAGGUGGGCACCCUUAUCUGACCGGUCUGGCAGUUGCAGGUGGGGCCUACUACCUAGGCUUUGAAGGAGCCAUAAUUGGGCCCAUCCUGCUUUGUAUCCUAGUGGUGGCUUCCAACAUCUACAGUGCUAUGCUGAUGAGCCCAAACAGUGUGCAGACGACACCAUUGCAGGGCCCGUGGCCUACACAAGCACAAAGGUCUUUUGCUGACACAACUGACGAGCUGAAAAGUGGAGUUGAGUAGAUUGCGGUUCCUCUUCUUUCGUGUAAUGGAACUGGUGGCCUGCAUGGCCAUGCCCAGAUGCCUGCUUGGGGCCUUAUUUCCUGCUUCAACACACACAAGCGGUGGACCGCUCUGGUGGUCCUGACUUGGUUUUUGGACUUCGGCUGGCCUUAGAACUUGCACACCUUGUGCCUCAAACAUUGUGCUUUAUUAGCUUUUUUUUUUUUAACUACUCCCCUGACUUGGGCCUUUUUUCCUACCUGUGAUGGUGGCCCGGUCAGGACAUGACACAGAGUGAAGCCAUCAGUCCAACUCAACAGGUGAUCACAAUGGAACAAUUGUCACUCAAAGAUCAGGAGCAAUUACCAAACAGCAAGUUUUACUGUGAGUCCUGCAUUUUUGAAAUUGCAGAGAGAGGAUGCCAGAUUAUUCUCGCCUGUUUUCAUCCUGCUGUGGCCACAUGUGUCGCUGUUCCUUUAAGUUAGCAUCAGUGCAAUCACGGCAUCUAUGAGUGUCAGGGGCACUUAGGUGCUGUAACGAGCUGCUGAAUAGCAAAGUGACAGGAAAACAAAUUAAAAUAAUCAACACGUAAAAAGACAAAGCUAAAAUGCAACAAACAAAUCAGUAAGGAUGUUCAGUGGAGGAGCAAUAACUUUCUUACAAGCAAAAAACCCUGAUGAAGGCGAGAGCUCUUUGUGUGGUAGAGCACGUCUGCUGCUGCUGCUGCUGCUUGGGUAAUCGUAAACACAGAUUUGUGCGCUAGUGGCAGACGCUGUAGGCGACCAGUCUGUGUGUGUGUGUGUGUGUGGAAGACUUUUCUUCAUCCUUUAAAAUUGUUCACUUCGUUAUUUUCUCUGUAAUCCUGGAGUUAGCUGUUGAUGGUACCUCAUGUCAGAACCACCAGCCUUUUUUCCCCACAAGCUGCAUUUUGCUUUAAAGUAAAGCACCUCAGAUGUUCAUUUUUGUUCAUAUGAUAUGCAACGCAUUGUUACUUUACACAUUCAACAAGGACCUGCUGCCAGCUGGGACUGUGUUUAUCAUGUUGUGACAAACCAGUUCAUGUGAAAGUUGUUUUAAAUAAAGAGUCGAAUGCCUUCACUGCCUCGACCUUCUGCCAGUUGAUAGUUUGAUCCUUUUUUAACAAUGUAUUAGGUGAAAAAUAGGAUACGAGCAUGUAAGGCACCUGCGAAACCCCCUGCUAGUCUGUGUAUAUGGGGGGGGGGGGGGGGGGCCCAAAAAUUCCUAAAAUCAGUCACGCACACAGGUAUAGGGUGUAAUUAUUGGCCAUGCCACUGGGUAUCAUACAGUUGUGCUUGAAAGUUUGUGAACCCUUUAGAAUUUUCUAUUUUUCUUCAUAAAUAUGACCUAAAACAUCAUCAGAUUUUCACUCAAGUCCUAAAAGUAGAUAAAGAGAAACCAGUUAAACAAAUGAGACAAAAAUAUACUUGGUCAUUUAUUUAUUAAGGAAAAUGAUUGACUAUUACAUACAGUAAUCCCUCGCUACUUCGCGGUUCACUUUUCGCGGAUUCACGACUUCGCGGGUUUUUAAAUACAAGUGAUUGCCCGCCUAUUGCGGAAGUUAUGUUCCAGACCCAUCAGCAACAGGAGAAAAUCCGUGAUAUAGAAAGACCAUAUAAAUAAACAUUUUUAUAGUUUAAGCCUUAAAAUACCCAUCCCACAUGCUUUAAACACACUUUGUUAACACAUAUGAUAUGUGGAUGUCGGGCUAAGGAUAUGAGUAACAUCUCACUAUUAUAAAACAUUUUAACUUCACGCAAGACAAGACAGUGAGACAGGAAAAUUGGUGAUGUACAGGCUUUUAAAUUAUUGACACGCAGAGCGACAAGCAGCACAAAGCCAGCACAAAGUCCACUUCUUCUUAGCGUUCAUUCAGCUCCCCACCCCCUUGACAAUGUGAAGUGGCAGGAGCUACUGCGCCUCCGGGGAGGGGGGCUUGAGCGAACGUGCGUUCAGCCCUCACACACCCACACUCCUCCUCCUCCUCCUUCCGAACGCGCAGAGCGACAAGCAGGCAUUUUGGCAGAAGCAGCACAAAGUCCAUUUCUGCUCUGCUCAGAGUUCAGCUGCCCCCCUUCACAAAGCGAGUGCAGACACAUUGACGUCUGAUCGCUGCGUGCAGUGUGCAGUGUUGGUCUGCGGUGUUUAAGAAUGUAGAAAGUGUUUAAGAGCAUAGGAAGUGUUUAUAAGAGCAUGGGAAAGGUUAACAAGAGAGUGAGAAAGGUUUAUAAGAGUGUGGGAAGGGUUUAUAAAGCCUUAAAAUAUGUAUAAAUGAUAAAAUAAAUAUAGGUCGCUACUUUGCGGAUUUUCACCUAUCGCGGGGGGCUCUGGAAUGUAACCCCCGCGAUAGGUGAGGGAUUACUGUAUUUGUGAGUGGCAAAAGUAUGUGAACCUUUGCUUUCAGUAUCUGGUGUGAUCCCCUUUUGCAGCAAUAACUGCAACUAAACAUUUCCAGUAACUGUUGAUCAGUCCUGCACACCGGCUCGGAGGAAUUUUAGCCCAUUUCCUCCGUACAGAACAGCUUCAGCUCUGGGAUGUUGGUGGGUUUCCUCACAUUAACUGCUCGCUUCAGGUCCUUCCACAACAUUUCAGUUGGAUUAAGGUCAGGACUUUGACUUGGCCAUUCCAAAACAUUAGCUUUAUUCUUCUUUAACCAUUCUUUGGUAGAACAACUUGUGUGCUUAGGGUCGUUGUCUUGCUGCAUGACCCACUUUCUCUUGAGAUUCAGCUCAUGGACAGAUGUCCUGACAUUUUCCUUUAGAAUUCUCUGAUAUAAUUCAGAAUUCAUUGUUCCAUCAAUGAAAGCAAGCCAUCCUGGCCCAGAUGCAGCAAAACAGGCCCAAACCAUGAUACUAUGUUUCAGAGAUGGGAUAAGGUUCUUACGCUGGAAUGCAGUGUUUUCCUUUCCCCAAACAUAACGCUUUUCAUUUAAACCAAAAAGUUCUAUUUUGGUGUCAUCUGUCCACAAAACUUUCUUCCAAUAGCCUUCUGGUUUGUCCACGUGGUCUUUAGCAAACUGUAGACGAGCAGCAAUGUUAUUUUUGGAGAGCAGUGGCUUUCUCCUUGGAACCCUGCCAUGCACACCAUUGUUGUUCAGUGUUCUCCUGGUGGUAGACUCAUGAACAUGAACAUUAGCCAAUGUGAGAGAGGCCUUCAGUUGCUUAGAAGUUACCCCGGGGUCCUUUGUGACCUCGCGGACUAUUGGAGUGAUCUUUGUUGGUCGACCACUCUGACAUUUACUCUGUGAUUGUGCACUUGAUACGCUGGGAUUUUUUUUACCCCCCUCUCUAAGUUGAAAAAAGCACAUCAGAUGACAUCGAAUACCAAGAUGGCGAUGAUCACGUUUUAAUGCAUUAAUGGACUUUUUUUUUCCUCUCCCCUGCAGACUGAAUCAGUGACAUUAAAUCCCCACCCCCCGAAUCUCUAAAUUUCAUUCCCUGAGAAUUGUUUUUCCCUUGAAAUUAAAACAGACUGAAGAAAAGACUAUGUGCUACCAUGGGGGGAAAAAACUUACAGGAGUCUCUAAAAAUGCCACAGUGACAAACGAUGAGCGCUGGAAUUGUUAACAGGACUGAGAGAAGUGCUAGGACAAGUGGGUGGAAUGUCAAGGUGACUAAAAGGGAACUGCUGGAAGUUGUAGAAUAUGUUUGUAGUUACAUUGCUGGGAAUUUUGGGGUUUCCCCUCAUAUACCGUACUGUACAUGUGGUUGUUUAUUAUAGAUUCUAUACUGUGUUUAACAUAUUGGUUCCAAUUUAAGUGGCUCUCCUCUUUCAAAAACAGAGUUUGAGGAAAAAUGACUGCGCUAUGCAAGAAUCAUAACUAAGCACACUGAAGCAGAAGAAAAAGGUACCAGUGUACCAAACCUGCAUGAGCUUAACUUGGUGUGUUUGUGUAGCCUCAGAAGGUCUUUGGACACAUGAAAAUGAAAUACUGUACCUCGAAUUUAACAAGCGCCCCCUUUUUUUUUUUCUUUUUUUUUUAUAAAAAAACGUGGAAAAAGUGUCAAAUUGGAAACAGUGCAGGACGUACACUAGCCAGUAUGUAGACAGUGACACGGCCUGUAGGUGUAUGCAUACAUAUCUGUGUAUCUUUUUCUGUAACAAAUGAGAAUGCAGCACUUAACGUGCCGUUGCUUAAAAUUCAGAUUUCGGCCCACCGGAUGGCAUGCCCAGUCCGUGCUGACACUUCAUGGUUUUUAUCAGGAGACACUAACAUGUUUACAGUUGCCAUCUCAUUAAAAUUUACGCCAUUCUACCAUGAAUGGAUGCUUGGCUCCAGUUGUUUCUUGUAAUCAGUGUUUCUUGACAUUUGUCUCUAGGAUUUUCAGCAUCCUUUUAAACUAUUUUGUGCCAGUGCCACCAACCAAGGGUUACCUUUUACCAGGACUGUCAUCCCCUAUAGAUUCCAUAAUAGCCCUCCCUGAAAGAGCACAACCAGAGGUUACAGAAUCUGCCCAAGGCCUCAUCUCAGAUUAAUAACGAUUAUUAUAGAUGGUUGUGGAGGUCAACCUUCUGGAGCAAAGCACCUGAAGACACAUACUGAUCAUGUCAGAGAUGAGGGGCAGUACGUGCAGAUUUUCUGCUUGCUACUGACAUUGACAGGGUUGACCGGUUUGUUUAUUGGGCUGCUAAAGAAACUGCAAAAAAAAAAAACAAAACCCCCCAAGGUGUCAUGUUUACAAGUUAGCGGCCCACACGGCUUCACUCGUUUUCGGUCACAGGUUUAGGUUUUACAAGUUCUGUCACCUGGUGAUGAAAGCAAUGAGUUCUGUGCUGUUUACAUGUCAUUGAAGGGCAACGAGAGGGAAAGAGUGGGCUUAGCAGACACGUGCUGCCAAUGUCCACCACAAGAGGGCAGCACCUGGCACUCAUCUGUUAAUCCUAGUUGGGGUGACAUAUUUGAGCGGCCUGUGGAUGUCUAGACAAAUGGCAUUGAUUUUCUGUGUUACUUUGCUAAAUUAUUUUUUUAUUCAUGAGAGUUUGAAUAUAAUGCACCGUAAAGACUCAUUCAGUAGCUAACCUUGUCAAGAAUGUUUUUGGAGUCUCAAGUAUUUUAAAGUUUCCAUUUGUAUACUAAAACACCAAUAAAACAUCAGAG